This is a messenger RNA of Lepisosteus oculatus (spotted gar), 974 nucleotides long. It is a transcript of the gene fgf17, whose product is annotated as fibroblast growth factor 17. Gene Ontology annotation, cellular component: cytoplasm. The record is from RefSeq and is a predicted model, not a curated record. NCBI's taxonomy places the organism in Eukaryota, Metazoa, Chordata, Actinopteri, Semionotiformes, Lepisosteidae. Gene Ontology annotation, biological process: regulation of cell migration; animal organ morphogenesis; fibroblast growth factor receptor signaling pathway. Gene Ontology annotation, molecular function: growth factor activity; fibroblast growth factor receptor binding.
ACCGGACGGCGGUCAGGAGCGCGAGUCUUUAAAGGCGCAAAGCCACGCGACACUUGUGUUCUCGAGUUGUUUCCUAUUUAAAUUGCUAAAAUUCAAAAUUUAGCUGCCACGCUUGAAUACAGAACUUCUGAAGGACACAGGAGGAUGCAGGGGGCGAAGAGGCGCAACGUUUUAAUAUUCUUUCAUUUUCUAGCGCUGUGGUGUAAUGCUCAGGGGGAGAAUCACCCGUCUCCUAAUUUUAACCAGUAUGUGAGGGAGCAGGGCGCCCUAACCGACCAGGUGAGCCGGAGACAGGUUCGCGUCUACCAGCUGUACAGCCGGACCAGCGGCAAGCAUGUACAGAUUCGCGGCCGGAGGAUCACCGCCACCGCGGAGGACGGAAACCUGUUCGCGCGGCUGUUUGUGGAGACGGACACUUUUGGCAGCCGGGUGAGGAUCAGAGGGGCAGAGAGUGGGCAGUACCUCUGUAUGAACCGGAAAGGAAACCUAAUUGGAAAGCCCAGCGGGAAGAGCAAGGACUGCGUGUUCACCGAGGUGGUGCUGGAGAACAGCUACACGGCCUUCCAGAACGCGCGCUACGAGGGCUGGUACGUGGCUUUCACCAGGACGGGCCGGCCCAUCAAGGCCUCGCAGACCCGGGAGAACCAGCGGGAGGUCCACUUCAUCAAGAGGCUCCACAAGGGGCCCCCUCCCUUCCCCAACCUGGAGCGCCCCAAGAACUUCGAGUUCAUCAGCUUCCCCCCCACCCGGCGCGCCAAGCGCACCCGGAAGUGGCGGAGCCCGUCCUAGCGCGGCCAGGCGUGUAAAUAGGACUGAGCCGGAGCUCGUUGCCAAACCGCGACACAGAGAGGGGCCUUACAAAUUAUUUUUCUAUUCUAUUGCUUUUAUAUACAAAACCUGAAAAGGGGGCUCUGUGGCAGGGAGAGACAUUUCUCUAUACAAUGUUAAUGUAAAUUUGUGGCUUUUGUACAGCA